Molecule: messenger RNA, 4532 nt
Organism: Hydractinia symbiolongicarpus
Lineage: Eukaryota; Metazoa; Cnidaria; Hydrozoa; Anthoathecata; Hydractiniidae
Exons: 2
Coding region: 1-765 (254 amino acids)
Source: RefSeq, a predicted model, not a curated record
AUGUAUCCAAAGCCUGAUGAUUUUGACAUGUUGCCAAAUGAAGUUCAAAAAGCAUGGGGCGAAUGGUUAAGUCAGGUGCCUGUAUUUGGAUUUAAUUUCGAAAAAUAUGAUCUUAAGCUGAUCAAACAACACUUUGUGGAGAAAAUCACCCAAAAGGACGAAGAAGAUGAGCAAGUGAGCAGUAAUAUUUUUGUUGCACGAAAGGCGAAUAAUUAUAUGUUUUUGACAACAUCAAGGUUUAAAUUUAUUGAUAUUAAAAAUUUUCUUGCACCAGACUUGAGUUAUGGUAGGUGGUGUAAAUCACUUGAUUGUAGACUGGAGAAAUUAGUAGUUCCUUACGAGUGGUUAACGAGCUAUGAUAAGUUAAACCACGCAGGACCUGUGAAGCGCUGUGAUUUUUACAGCAGUUUCAAAAAGAAAUCCAUCUCACGCACCGAAUAUCAAAAUUUUAGAAAAAAGUUUUAUAGACGUGGCUGCGUCACGAUGAUGGAUUGUUUACGUGAGUACAAUAUUGCCGACGUUGAACACUUUAUCGAAGCAGUUGACAAAACGAGAGAGCAAUACUACGAUGAUGAAAUUGAUAUUUUAAAAGAUGCGGUGAGUAUCCCUGGAGUUUCGAUGCGAUACGUGUUAAACAAAGAAUUAGAGAAGAACCUGAAUGCGAAUUGUAUGCACCUGGUGAGCCCGGUAUACACACAUGUGAAAAAAAAGAGUGCAAGGGCAAGGCAUACAAACAAUGUUAAACAAUCAAAACUGAAUGCCUAAAAUGUUUCAAAAAUCAAUCUUGCGAUCUGCUAAAGACAGGUAUGGUAGGUGGUCCAGCGACUGUAUUUUGUAGAUACCUCAAACGUGGAAGGAAAGUAAAGAAGCUAAAAUGAUGAAGACCGAUGCCAAUAUGAUGUACCCUUCUACCCUAGUAUAUGACUUUCCAUGCAGUAAGGAAAGAUUGAUCAAAUACAAGAAUCAAAAAAAAUAAGCAAAAAAUUGAUUCAUUGACAAGACGGGUUCAAAAUGGUUCAAUAUUUGGGUUUGCGCGGGUGGAUAUUGAGGUUCCUGAAAAUCUGCGUGAAAAAUUUAGCGAAAUGGCACCACUAUUUGUUGUCGACAAGGUACCUUCUGCCCAAUUCCGGAGCACAUGAAAAAGUACCAGACAGCGACAGGUCGCAAAGUGAACAAAGAUGAAAGGAAGUCUUUAGGGAUAUUAAAAGCUGAAAAAAUAAUACUUUUUAUGACCUCUGUUAAAAUGGUACCACGAACAUGGUUUGCAAGUGACUGGCUUACACCAAUUUUUAAAAUAUAAGCGCGAUAAACCUUUUGCUUGGUUUUCCGCAGAAGUAGCUGAAGCAAGGAGGCAAGCAGAUCAAGAUCCUGAUAAAAAGAUGGCUGGUGAUACUUCAAAAUAAAAGCCAAUAAUUUUUACGGGAAAUUGAUUGAGUCAGUUGGGCGACAUUCUAAGGUAGACGAAGUUUUGAGAUGCGAAUUUUUUGAAGAUUUAGAAGAAAUUGACGAUGCCUACGAAAUAAAACAAGGCAAAAGAAAAGUGAGUAUAACACGCCCUUAUCAAUGUGGUAUAGCAGUCUAUCAAUUGGCAAAAUUGCGUAUGUUGGAAUUCUAUUAUGAUUUUAUUGACAAAUACAUAGAUCGACGCGACUUUGAAUACAUGUAUAUGGAUACGGACAGCGCAUAUUUUGUGAUCUCUAGUGAAAAUCUUCGUGAUAUCGUUAGAGCUGAGAUGCUCGAGGAUGUAAAAAACUGGCUCGUGACUGAUAAAUACUCAGAGCGAACGCCAGCACUUUUUAAGCUUGAGUUUAUUGGUAUAAAAAUAAUUGCGUUGACUGCAAAAUGUUACCUUAAGGGAAAUAAUUUUCGCGGAAAUUAAAUUUCGCGGAUUUGGCGGUUUUUGGCCAAACCGCGAAAUUUAAUUCCCGCGAAAAAUCCAAAUGUGCCUCAUCCGCGAAAUUAAAUUCCCGCGAAAUUUCGAAAACACGUUCAUCCGCGAAAUUAAAUUCCCUUUUUUUCUUUAAUUUUUAUUUUAAUUUUUUUAAUUUUAGAUACCGUAAAAUUCAGUAAAUAAACCUACCCCUCAAUUAACUAUGUUUUGUGAUUCCAUGUGAAUUUUGAACUGGAAAUACACUCGGAACUUUACGGUAUAUAUGUUAAAGUAUAAAAUUUGUGUUUUGAGACUAAAAUUUAUGAUUUGAGACUAAAAUUGGUGAUGAGUUUAACAAUGUUUAAUCAAUAACAAUGGUGGUUUCUUCAUUUUCAUUUCGUACAUUGCUUCUAUUAAAAAGGGUUCUAAUAUCAUUACAUCGUGGAGCUGGUUUUUCCUUGAUUUCUGUUUUCUUUUGCUUUUUUUUGGUGGUACAACUAUAGCAGCCUCAACAACAUCAGCUCCCUACAAAAAACUCCCGAUUAUAACUUCAUUCUUCGGCUCGCAAUAAAGUCUAGUAACGAUUUCUCUGUAUCGAUCCAUUACCAUAUGGUUCCUCACAGUGCCUGGCAUAGACACGGUCACCAUGCAAGAAAUUUCAAGUCCUCCUUGGAAUAAAGGCGAUUUUCUAUAAUACGUCGCAAUCAGUUUUGCAUUAACGGUUCCACCUCGAUCGGGUAGGAAUUUUAUAGCACGUGAGAACUCUCAAGAAAGCUACAGGUUAUGACCAAAUACCAUCAGGACUUUUGAAAGACGGAGCCACAGCGUUAUCAAGUCCCUUAUCGUUCAUCAUCAACUUGUCGCUAAAAACAGCCACCAUACCAACUUAAUGGAAGUUGGCGAAAGUCAUCCCACUCCACAAGGGUGGGAAAAUGGACGAAAUGUCAAACUAUCGACCGAUCUCCAUCCUACCGGUCAUAUCUAAAAUAAUGGAGAGAGCUGUUUAUGUUCAACUUGUGAACUAUCUUGAAGAAAAUAAAAUUUUAACACCCAACCAAUACGGAUACAGGAAGAAACGAUCUACCGAAUUAGCCACACUCUAUCUGACAGAGGAAAUCAGGAAGGAGAUGGACAAAGGGACCCUUAUCGUUCAUCAUCAACUUGUCGCUAAAAACAGCCACCAUACCAACUGAAUGGAAGUUGGCGAAAGUCAUCCCACUCCACAAGGGUGAGAAAAUGGACGAAAUGUCAAACUAUCGACCGAUCUCCAUCCUACCGGUCAUAUCUAAAAUAAUGGAGAGAGCUGUUUAUGUUCAACUUGUGAACUAUCUUGAAGAAAAUAAAAUUUUAACACCCAACCAAUACGGAUACAGGAAGAAACGAUCUACCGAAUUAGCCACACUCUAUCUGACAGAGGAAAUCAGGAAGGAGAUGGACAAAGGGAAUUUAACAGAGUACUAAACUUUGCGGACGAUACCGUGUUAUACAUUGGACGAAAAACAAGCCAGCAACUUGAGAUCGCUUUCAACGCUGAAUUGAAUUGUAGACAGGUACUUCAUUGAAAACGAACUUGUAUUAAAUCUGAAGGCUGGAAAAACCGAAUCGAUGAUAUUCGGCACUCGCAAAAAUUUAAAUAAAAACGGAUCAACCUUGAACUUGGAAAUCAACGGAAAACUAAUUAACGCAACCACCGAAUAUCGGUAUCUUGGGACUGUUCUCGAUCAGACUUUGUCUUCCAAGCUUCGUUUACUACUCUCAUUGAAAACCAACUUAACGAACAAUGCCAUCACUAAAAUAUAUGUCGGAAUGCUGCUGCCAACGCUUCUUUACUGCUGCACUACAAACCUGAAUCUUACCAACGGCCAGCAAAAUAAGCUUCAAUCGCUUGAUAGAAGAAUUGCGAAGGUGACAGAGAAACGUCAAGUACCAAUUAUGAAUGAAAUAAAGAAACAUGCUGUCAUGCUCGUCAGAAAAUGCUUGGAAAAAGCAGUGUGUAGCAAUUUUGAAGAUUUCUUCGAGAUAAGAUCGCACAGUAGAAACACCCGAAACAACAAUUACUUACUGACAAUACCUAGAGUGAGACUUGAAGUAAAUAGAUCUGGUUUUAAAUUUAUGGGAUCAAAGAUUUAUAAUGACUUGCCAAUCGAAAUUCGAAAAUCGGAUACUUUACCAAGUUUCGUAAGAAAAACUAAAAGUUAUUUUAACCUGUAAUAAAUUAUUUUAUGCCUUAUUGUAAAGCUACUAUUUUCAACUCAUGUUUUUAACUGUUAUAUAAUAAUAAUAUUUUAUAAUUUUAUUUUUCACAGGACAUAUAUUAAGAGCAGUUUUUUAAAAACUGAAUUAUAUCAAUCCUGUAUAAACAUUCAUAAUGAUAAUAAUAAUAAUAAUAAUAAUAAUAAUAAUAUAAUAAUAAUUAGUAUGUCUACGCUGUCGUUGGGUCAUCUAAAGUGUCUGGUCAAGUUUUAUUUUUUUCAUCAUGUAGUAGUUUUAACAUUUAAUCCUUUUAUUGUUGUAUACAUCGAUCGUUUUUUAUGAGUACAUAAAGUUUGUAAUUAUAAAUUUUUCAAAGUUGUAACUUGGUUCGGUGGUCAUUCCUACCUAUUAGGUAUUAUCCUAUCGGAAUGGUCUCCAGUCUAUUAGGACAAAUAAAUAAAUAAAUAAA